Daphnia carinata is the source of this 2531-nucleotide messenger RNA. RefSeq names its product actin-interacting protein 1-like (gene flr). Gene Ontology annotation, cellular component: cortical actin cytoskeleton. The record is from RefSeq and is a predicted model, not a curated record. Gene Ontology annotation, biological process: actin filament depolymerization; locomotion; positive regulation of actin filament depolymerization. Gene Ontology annotation, molecular function: actin filament binding. NCBI's taxonomy places the organism in Eukaryota, Metazoa, Arthropoda, Branchiopoda, Diplostraca, Daphniidae.
UAAGCCAUUGCUUAAACGCCCCACCCUCCCUUGUAGCAGAAGACACAGAUAGCCGAAGUCAUUUUUGAGUGGAUUUGGCGUCUACCUCUCUCUCAAUCUUAUCAUACUCAAAUUGCCGGCUUUGCUGACAUAGAAACAAUGUCUUUCACAAAUAAGGCUUUGUUUGCUUCCUUGCCCAGAACCCAGCGAGGGCAGCCACUUGUUCUAGGUGGAGAUCCCAAAGGGAAAAACUUCCUGUACACUCAUGGAAAUAGUGUGAUUAUUCGAAACAUUGAGAACCCUGAGAUUGCUGAGACUUACACUGAACAUUCUUGCCAAGUGAAUGUAGCCAAAUAUUCCCCAAGUGGGUUCUAUAUUGCGUCUGCUGAUCAAUCAGGCAAAGUCAGAAUCUGGGAUACUGUCAACAAGGAGCAUAUUUGUAAAAUUGAGCUUCAACCAUUUGCUGGUCCAAUCAAGGAUUUGGCAUGGUCUCCUGAUAAUCAACGUAUGGUUGUAGUUGGAGAGGGCAGAGAAUGCUUUGGCCAUGUCUUCUUGGUGGAUACCGGCACUUCCAACGGCACCAUUGGUGGGCCGUCCAAGCCCAUUAAUUCUUGUGAUUUUCGUCCAGCAAGGCCUUUUAAGAUUAUUGCUGGAAGUGAAGAUAACUCUGUAACUGUUUUCGAAGGUCCUCCAUUCAAGUGGAAGAUGACUAAAACAGAGCAUCAACGUUACGUCCAGUCGGUCCGCUACUCCCCGAAUGGAGAUCAUUUUGCCACUGGAGGUUUUGAUGGCAAGAUCUUCAUUUAUGACGGAAAGACAUCGGACUUGAUUGGCGAAUUAGGAAGCCCGGCCCACAGCGGAGGAGUUUACGCAGUCGCUUGGAGCCCUGAUAGUAAGAGUUUGUUGUCCGCGUCUGGCGACAAGACAUGCAAAACCUGGGACGUGGCCACAAUGAGCUUAAUUACUGAAUUUCCGAUGGGCACUGCUAUUGAGGAUCAACAAGUUUCCUGCCUAUGGCAGGGUAAACAUAUGUUGUCUGUUUCUUUGGCUGGACAUAUUUCUUACCUUGACCCGGCCAACCCAAGCAAACCUCUUCGUGUUAUUAAGGGCCACAACAAACCGAUAACUGUCAUGACAGUGAAUAAAAAUCGCGAUACAGUAUUUACCGGAUCCCACGAUGGUACUAUCACUAGUUGGGAUGUGGCUACCGGAGAGAGUCACCGCAUUGGAGGUGUCGGUCAUGGAAAUCAGAUGAAUGGCAUGGUAACCCUAGGCGAAUCUAUUUUCACCUGCGGUAUUGACAACGCCAUCAAGGAAGUCAACAUGAUGACGAAAUCAUUUACCAGCACCAACGUCAAGUUGGCGUCUCAACCUCGCGGUCUAGCCGGUGAUGGAACCACGCUCAUCGUUCCAUGUGAGAAGGAGAUUGCAGUAAUUCAGGACGGUCGUCAAGUAUCGAGUAUUAGUGUCAACUUUGAACCAUCUUGCGCUUCAAUGAACGGUCACCAUCCGGAUGUUGCUAUCGGGGGCACUACCGACCACAAGGUACACGUGUACAUCUUGCAUGACGGCAACCUCACGCCUCGCAUGGAGUUGGAUCACAGUGGCCCUAUUACCGAUUGCGCCUUCUCUCCCGACAACCAAUACCUGGCCGUUGCGGACGCCAACCGCCUCGUCACCCUCUAUCGAUUGCCCGGGUUCGAGGUUGCCAGCAAAGAAGUCUGGGGUUUCCACACUGCUAAAGUGAAUUGCGUCGCGUGGAGUCCCGACUCCACCCUGGUGGCCUCUGGAAGCUUGGACACUUCCAUUAUCGUUUGGAGCGUCGAGAAGCCGGCAAAACGCAUCAUUAUCAAAAAUGCCCACCCGCAGAGCCAGAUCACCGGCAUCGCUUGGCUGGACAACAAUACAAUCGUUUCCGUCGGUCAGGACUGCAACACCCGCUAUUGGGACAUCCGCAAUUUCCCGUGAACAAAAUAAAAAACGAAACUCGACCAAGUCAUGAUGAUGGUUGAUUGCUAUUAUGAUUAUUACCACUAUACUACUACUACUACUAAAAUUUACUCUACCUACUACUAUUUUUGCUAGUAUCCCCCGUCUCUCUAUCCGUUCGUCCAUCUUCCUCCCGAAUCAAGCAAGCACCAGGGUCUUCAAGAUUAACAAACAAGAGUGGCCUUAUUAUAUUCUUAUUCAAUUUUUUUUUCGUGCAGAUAUACCACCAGUGCUAAAUUAGAACCGUGAUCGCUUUGUAGCAUCUCACCUGCUACCGAUACUUAAAAAAAAAAGCCCCCCUCCGCUCCCCUUUGUUUUUUCAUUUGUUGGUCCCUUUAAAGGACGUCCUUAUUUUGCCUAGUUGGUUUUCGUUGGACUGAAAAUGUCUCGUCCAUGUGAAACAACAAUAGGGUUAUACGUAGCUCUUCCCCCCUCGUGUUUGUCAUUAUUCCAUUUCUUCUUCACACAAUUAUUAUUAUUAUUUAGUUUUUUAUUUUUGUGUGUUUUGCUGAUUUCUUUACUUGCCUGAGAAAAUUCAUAAAUACUAAUAUGUCAGAAGUGAA